Molecule: messenger RNA, 5096 nt
Organism: Ctenopharyngodon idella (grass carp)
Lineage: Eukaryota; Metazoa; Chordata; Actinopteri; Cypriniformes; Xenocyprididae
Gene: il1rapl1b
Product: interleukin 1 receptor accessory protein-like 1b
Exons: 12
Coding region: 470-2620 (716 amino acids)
Biological process (GO): negative regulation of exocytosis; signal transduction
Molecular function (GO): interleukin-1 receptor activity
Source: RefSeq, a predicted model, not a curated record
GAGGAUGGACGCAGCAGCAUCCAGAGACCCGCGCCUGUCAUCGGCUGUGCUCGCGUGUGUCUGAGCGCCGAACGGUGAACUGGAGCCGGUGGAUGUGACGCGCACUGCGGACUGAAUGUGCGGAGAUGUGCUGCGAUCCGCCGCGCGAUGAUGGAGAUACUGGACCUGCUCAAUAACACACAUGUGCGCUGAAGAUGAUGACGAGAAAACACACAUUUAACUGAUGCUUCAUCUUCAUCAUCUUAGAUCUCUCCUCCUCUUCAUCAUCAUCAUUUGAGUCUGGUGUUCACCUGCGCGCCAUGAAGAGGAUUUAUCUCAUGACAAAUACAGCUGAUGUGGAUUUUUCUUCCUGAUUUCUUGAGAAUUCCUUCAUCUUUUAUUCGUUUGGUGAGGUCCUCAGAUCUGAUGGUUUCAUUCGGUCUUUGCUGAUAUCUGUAUCCAUCACUUUGGGAGAUUCACACAGUGAAACAUGAGAUCACGGGUUCCUCUGCAGAUUCUGCUGUAUGCAACGGUCAUCAGAAGUCUGAAAGUGGUGUCCAAGCGCGGCUCAGUGGACGGCUGUACGGAUUGGUCUGUGGACUACCUGAAAUACAAAGUUCUGCUUGGGGAGCCUGUGAGGAUUAAAUGCGCUUUGUUUUAUGGAUACAUCCGUGCAAACUACACACAUGCUCAGAGCGCCGGACUCAGUCUGAUGUGGUACAAAAGCACCGGCCACGGAGACUUUGAGGAGCCCAUUUCAUUCGACGGGAGCCGGAUGAGUAAAGAGGAGGACUCCAUCUGGUUCAGGCCGGCCGAGUUACAGGACGUGGGACAUUAUUCAUGCGUGUUGAGGAACUCCACGUACUGUAUGAAAGUAUCGAUGUCGCUCACGGUGGCCGAGAACAACUCAGGUCUCUGUUACAACUCCAAGAUGAGGUACUUUGAGAAGGCCGAGCUGAGUAAGAGCAAAGACAUCCUCUGUCCUGACAUAGAUGACUACAUACAGUCCGGAAAAGACCCAGAGAUCACCUGGUACAAGGAAUGCCGGCCGAAACAGUGGAGACAGAGCAUCGUCAGGAAGGCGGAUGUGCUCUCCAUCAAAGACGUGCGGGAAGACGACAUUGGAAAUUACACGUGCGAAUUACAGUUUGGGAGUUUUGUGGUGAGGAGGACCACUGAUCUGUCCGUCACAGCACCACUGACUGACAAGCCUCCCAAGAUCCUCUACCCGUAUGAAAAUAAAAUGAGCGUCAUGGAGAUGCAGCUGGGCAGCCCUGUGAACCUGACCUGCCGAGCGUUCUUCGGUUACAGCGGGGAUGUGAGUCCUCUCAUCUACUGGAUGAAGGGAGAGAAGUUCAUUGAGGAUCUGGACGAAAGCCGGAUCAGAGAAAGUGAAAUUAAAACUAUUCGGGAGCACCUGGGAGAGCAGGAAGUGUCCAUCUCCCUGACAAUAGACGCCGUGGAGGAGAGCGACCUGGGAAACUAUUCAUGUUAUGUGGAAAAUGGCCACGGAAGACGACAAGCCAACAUCCAGCUCAGCAAGAGGGCAGAGCUCAUGUAUACGGUAGAGUUGGCUGGAGGUUUGGGAGCCAUUCUGCUGAUGUUGAUAUUUUUGGUGUCCCUGUAUAAGUGUUACAGAAUUGAACUCAUGCUCUUCUACAGAAAUCACUUUGGCAGUGAGGAUGUGGACGGAGAAAAUAAAGACUAUGAUGCAUACGUGUCCUACACUAAAGUGGAUCCAGACCAGUGGAGUCAGGAACCCAGAGAGGAAGAACGAUUUGCAUUGGAGAUUCUGCCAGAUGUUCUGGAAAAGCAUUAUGGGUAUAAACUCUUCAUUCCUGACAGGGACUUGAUCCCAACUGGAAGUUUCAGCAAUGAUCAUUUCCAGGAUGACACAAGACUCCUUAGAGCCUACAUUGAGGACGUGGCUCGCUGCGUUGACCAGAGUAAACGUCUCAUCAUCGUUAUGACGCCUAACUAUGUGGUGAGGCGCGGCUGGAGCAUCUUUGAGCUGGAGACACGACUGCGGAACAUGCUGGUCACCGGAGAGAUCAAAGUCAUCCUCAUCGAAUGCACUGAGUUGCGGGGAAUCAUGAACUACCAGGAAGUUGAGGCUCUCAAACAUACCAUAAAACUGCUAACGGUCAUCAAGUGGCCGGGACCAAAGAGCAGCAAGCUCAACUCCAAAUUUUGGAAGCAGCUGCAGUAUGAAAUGCCCUUUAAGCGGCCUGAGCCCAAGCUGUCGCAUGAGCAGGUGCUGGAUGUCAGCGAGCAGGGCCCGUUUGGUGAGUUGCAGACAGUCUCUGCAAUCUCCAUGGCCGCAGCGACUUCCACCGCCAUGGCCACUGCUCACCCUGAGCUGCGUUCUACUUUCCACAAUACGUACCACACGCAGCUGCGACAGAAGCACUACUACAGGAACUAUGAGUAUGACAUUCCUGUCUCUGGGACCCUCCCGCCUCUGUCAUCACUUAGCAACCAGCACACUUACUGCAACAUCCCCAUGACUCUACUGAAUGGCCAGCGAGCGCAGGGGAAGUUGCCCCACGAGCAGCAGCAGGCCAUAGAGGAGCAGCAUGUGAACAAUGCUAUGCUGCCACUGUUGCCCCGGGAAACCAGCAUUUCCAGUGUGAUCUGGUGACAUCGCUGGGAAGUGACCGCUUCUAUUGGUCGAAUGUUAAUGGCACUUUUUAAGACCCUUAAAAACCGCUGCUGUUGACUUUGCACCAUGAUUCACAGGGAUUCGAAACAAUGUGAAAUCUCAAAACAGGUGGCUGAGAUGACAGAUUACAAGAGCCCAUUCAGUUUCAUUCCCUCACAAACAGCUCGUUCAUAUAGUCUCAAGGAAUACAGGGUCUUGUACAUAUUGUUUGCAGUUUCUUUGUAGCAUCUUUUGUUUUCAUUUGAAUUUUUUUUUUUUUUUUUUUUUUUUUUACCAUGUCUGAUUUGUUCUUUUUCUCCUUAUAAAAUGACUGAGCAGAGACACGUGAGACAGAGUAAAGGCUGAUGUGUUUUUCUCUUGACCUACUGUUUGAAAUAAUACUUGUUUUCUAAGUCAUUACAGAAUUUGUGCCGUUGUGAUGUUUUUUUUUUUUUUUUUGGUUGGUUGGUCAAUGAGAUCUAAGAAAAACACACUAUUAUGCAAAUGCUACUGAGGCCUGAAAGCUCUUCUUCCUGAAUGAACAGCCGAGCAGACGACAUUCAUGAGGAAAAACUAGAUGUCAUUAUGAUGCUCUAGUGUCUCUGCUGCUCUCUGUUUCUCUAUUUAAUAUAUUGAGACUUUCUAUUUAGAAGAAAGAAGUAAAAACAGCCUUGCUGUUCAGCUUGAUAGGGAGAACUUAAGAAAAUCUGUAAAUUAUUUUAAAAGAAAAAGUAUAUUUUUAUAACAAAAGGAUUUGCUUGGGAAGUCAUAAAAUAAGUUACAUUUCAUUCAUUCCACUAAUGGAAGCACUGGAGAGACAUUUUAGCUCAUCAAUUCAGAGAGAAAAAAAUGACAAGAGUAUUUUUAAUGUCCCUGUCAAAUCAUGGAUGAGCAGGGGAAAACCAGUAUUUGUGUUUUAAUUUUCCCAAUGAUACUGGCAUCAUUUCUGACUGCGCAUAGCAACUAGAUAUGUAUUCAAUUUAUGAUAUAAUUAUCUCUCUCUCUCUCUCUCUCUCUCUAUAUAUAUAUAUAUAUUUGCAAAGACAUUUUCACAUCAGAAAAUGUGCUUAAUCUGUCUCUAAAUAGUUACAUUACUUGUUCUCUUCACUGCACAUUAAAACCUGUUAACCUCCACUGUAGUGCCUCCAGCUGCUCCACAACAAACACCGACUGGUACUGCAUUCUAUCACUCUUUAUAAGGUACUUCCAUCACAUCACUUCUCUCCACCUCAUCAGUGUGAAGUUUUACACGUUCUAUUGUAGUAAAUGUAGAAACUGUCAUUAGGGGAAGGAGCAGACCUGGGCAAAUUUUUACCUCAUUUUAUACAAUGGGCCAGUCCUGUGUCAGCAACUAGGGGCAGCUUACACACACCUCUACUCUCGUAGCUUAAUGCAAGACAAGUAGAGGACCAAAUUUAAAGGAACGCAAAUGUCCAGUGUUUUUAUGAGAGGGUCAGUCAGUCAGCCCUCGUGUGCUGGACUGUCCAGGCAUUCAUUAAUGAAGCUGCCCCGUCACACACACUGCGCACCCUAGUUCUGAGUUGUGCAGACGUUCAGCUUAGUUUUAGAUGCCAUGUUUUUAAGUCUCACUCUCAAUCUAAUGAAGGCUUUACAUCAAUAACUCAAAACUCUGUUAGCAUGCAAAUUAAGUGAAACCAAAGCUGGCAAUUAGCGAUGGGUACAUAUAUUUUGCCUUUUCAGAUGUGCUGGUGGAUAUAUAAUCCUGGAUUUAAAAUAGGAGAAAAGAGAUCAAAAUUCAUUAAUUCACAACAUAAGACCCCAUGUGUUAUUUGCAUUGCUUAUUUUAUCAGUAGUGCCAAAAGAAUCAUUGUUUAAUAUUAAGAACAAAUCAUAUGCAAAAAUCUGUAACUCACAGAGGUGGGAAAAAAAAAAAAAAAAAAAAAAAGGUCAUGCCAACCUUCUCAUUAAGCAUUUCAUCCUAAACAGACCCCAGAUUUCCAGUUUGUAAAUGCCAGCUCUGUUUGGAAUAAUCUGUUGGUGCUGAGCUCCUCUCACAAUCACUGACCCGCUGAGGCCCGAGGGACUGAUCUGAGAGAACACCAAUCUAAUUAUUCCCACAUUAUUAUUUUACUAAGGAUUUUUUUCUUGUAUUUUUUAUUACAUUGUGUAAAUAUAAAUUGAAACGGUAAUAAAAUGAAGACAAUCUAGCCACAUUCAUGAAAAAACUAAACAAAACAAAAAAAAAAAACAGUUGGCAUUUUCCAACAGAGUGGCAAAUUGUUUCAUGAAUAUUUCUGAUAUUACUGAUAAAUAAAUAACAUAAAUAACAAUAAUAUUAAUAAUAAUAAUAAUAUAUAGCACAGAAUUUGUCUCUGGCACUUUCACCAAUCUUACACUAAAGAUUAAGGUUCUGUUUGUCUCCUGUUUUUGAAUUUUUCUCUUUUUUAUUCUGUAUCUGCAAUGUUAAUUGAAGAGAAACCAUCAUUAAUAAUAAUAAAAUACACAUUUAUUAAUA